Aedes aegypti (yellow fever mosquito) is the source of this 879-nucleotide messenger RNA. Its product is annotated as larval cuticle protein A3A. Gene Ontology annotation, cellular component: extracellular matrix. Lineage: Eukaryota; Metazoa; Arthropoda; Insecta; Diptera; Culicidae. The record is from RefSeq and is a predicted model, not a curated record. The transcript has 2 exons. Bases 119 to 781 code for a protein of 220 amino acids.
UCGCGUUUUUCUCGCAAACAUCGGCCCAGCAAAAAUGCUACUACUAUAAAUUGAUUGAGACAGUUUUAUCCCGACACAGUUCGAUCGCAAACAGCAACAUCACAUCACAUUGUUCAGUAUGGCUUUCAAGUUCGUGACCUUCCUCGCCCUGGUGGCCGUUGCCCGUGCUGGAGUCAUCUCAGGACCAGCUCUGUCUUACGCUGCUGCCCCAGCUCUUUCCUAUGCUGCCCCAGCCUCUCUGGCUUACUCGGCACCACUUGCCAAGACUGUGUCGUAUGCCGCUCCUCUGGCCACCAAGACCCUCGUUGCUGCCCCUCUGGCCAAGACUGUUGUUGCUGAUGAGUACGACCCACAUCCAGAAUACUCCUACUCGUACGGAAUCUCCGAUGCUCUGACCGGUGACCAGAAGGAACAGCACGAAUCCCGCAGCGGAGAUGUUGUCCAGGGAUCUUACUCGUUGGUUGAUGCUGAUGGUUACAAGCGCACCGUUGACUACACCGCCGACCCAAUCCACGGAUUCAACGCUGCUGUCCGUCGUGAACCACUGGGUGUCAAGGCCGUUGCCCCAGUCGUUGCUGCCAAGACCAUUGUUGCCCAACCUGCCUAUGCCGCUUAUGCUGCCCCAGUUGCCAAGACCAUCUCCUAUGCUGCCCCAGCUGUAACCAAGACCCUGGUCUCGCAACCAGCUUAUGCCAGCUAUGCCGCUCCUCUGGCCGCCAAGACCAUCAUCUCUCAGCCAGCUUACACCAGCUACGCUGCCCCAGCCUUGUACCACCACUAAGUCACUUGAACCGGAAGCCAUACGAAAGACUGAUUGUUGCUUAAUUUAUGAAAAUUUAUGACGGAUAAUGAAUAGAUGAAAAAUCAUCCAAAAAUCAA